AUGUAUCGGUGGAACGUAUUUAUUAAUUUUAUCGUUCUUUUUACUCUGAUCAACGCCUACAAUGACGACUGCUUCGUUAAUGAAGGCGGAUAUAUUUGCUGUGACCAUGACAUGGUAAAACUGAUGCAAAAUGUGAUGCAAGAGAGUGGUGGCUUGUUAAAUACAGCGAAAAAUAUUCAGACAAACGCGCGGUCGGGACAUGGCAAAUUUGAAACCGUCGUAGCCUUCGAUGAUUACGCUUACAAACAUCUUUUUAAGGUUAUAUUUCUUGCAUGGAAAGCAUGCAAGGUGUCGAAAAAUGGCAUACAAGCAAUUAACUGA
Molecule: messenger RNA, 321 nt
Organism: Loa loa (African eye worm)
Lineage: Eukaryota; Metazoa; Nematoda; Chromadorea; Rhabditida; Onchocercidae
Exons: 3
Coding region: 1-321 (106 amino acids)
Source: RefSeq, a predicted model, not a curated record